GUCACUUCCGAGCACGCUUUCGUUCCGCGUUUGCCCGACUUCCGCCAGUGCUGCCCGGCUAGCUGCUGGUCCAGAGGGAGGAUGACCUCGCUCAGAGCCUUCACCUGUGAUGACCUCUUUCGGUUCAACAACAUAAAUUUGGAUCCUCUCACAGAAACUUAUGGGAUCCCUUUUUACUUACAGUACCUGGCACACUGGCCCGAAUACUUCAUUGUUGCCGAGGCGCCUGGUGGAGAACUUAUGGGUUACAUAAUGGGGAAAGCUGAAGGAUCUGUGGCCAGAGAGGAGUGGCAUGGCCACGUCACAGCACUUUCUGUGGCUCCUGAAUUCCGGCGUCUUGGUUUAGCUGCUAAACUCAUGGAGCUCCUGGAAGAAAUAUCUGAAAGGAAAGGAGGGUUCUUUGUGGAUCUUUUCGUCAGAGUGUCCAAUCAGGUUGCAGUUAACAUGUACAGACAGCUGGGUUACAGUGUGUACAGGACCGUGAUCGAGUAUUAUUCAGCCAGCAAUGGGGAGCCGGAUGAGGACGCCUAUGACAUGAGAAAGGCACUUUCCAGAGACACAGAGAAGAAGUCAAUCAUACCGCUGCCGCACCCAGUCAGGCCGGAGGACAUUGAAUAACCUUAGCUAUGGUUCUUGGGCAAAGUAGUCUUGAUCAGAUUUGCAUAUUCUGUAUAUUUAGCACAAUACUAAAUUUAGUCCUGUAGGAUUUAAGCAAACUGCUAGGAAUAUUUUAUGCCAUGUUCUCCAAAACCAUGUCAUUACACUUUUUAUGGACAUGUGCACGGUAAAGCUGGCCAUACACUUUAGAUAGAUGUAGGCUGAACACUCGUUCGGUCAAUAGCUAUCUCUUCUGACCCUGACUACCCUAUACAUGCACGCUUGGCUGAGGCUGCGUGUAUUGUGAAUGGGGAGAAAGCCGCUGCCAGGCACCCCUUGAAGUCACUUAUCUCCCCAGAGAACAAAAAAUUUUAGAAUGUGGUCAUUCAUCACGUUCUAUCCUACUUUUCCCAGACAUCUGCUGUCUGGGGAUAAGACGCCUCCAUAAACAUUAGGGGAUGACCCAGUCCCACUGAAAUUGGCAGUUCUCUUCUCUUAAAGGGGUUGUCUCAUCUUAGAUAUUGUCAGAUAGGUGCAGAACAGGACCCAAGUGAGCGGAGACAAGCCGCCCUCAUUUAAUUUCAAUGGCACUGCCGACUGCUGUCUCUAGCAGUCUUAUAGAAGUUCAUGGAGCGGUGGCUGCACUUGCUUAAUGCACUCUCCAUUCACUUCCAUGGGAUCUGCCAAAAUAGCAGAGCUCGCUCACUCAGCCACAUUGAGAAUUCUAUUAGAAACUAAUGGAGAGCACGUUGCGCAUGCGCGGUGAGGUCUUCUUCACUUCGGGGGCCUGUUCUGGAGAUAGUUGCAGAUCUCUGAGGUGGGACCUGCACGUAGCUGACUCCUAGUGAUAUGCCAUCAAAGUCUGAUAUGAUACCACCCCUUCCAUCUUUAUUCUGGUUUUGAUCUGUUGUCAGUUAUGUCCUACUUGUGAUAUUUUGGUUUAUCACCCGACUAACCACAGAUUAUUAGUUAAGAACUUUUAUACUGUCAGACUUGUCCCCCUAGCUAAGAAUCAUCAUUUUCUCUCCUCUCCCCACCAGUUCUGAUAGUAGAUUUAUCUAUAACUCACAGACAGAUUUAUGACUCUGGAACAGAUCCCAUUAGAGGAAAGCAUGAACUAUUCCAUUAGCGACAUGCUAUUCUGCUGCAAGGCCGAACCAAGACCUCACUUAGGUUCUUCUCUGCGGUUUUAAAGUUUGUGAUAAAGCUUUUUUCUUUAAAUCUGAUUUAUUGUAUGAAAGGUGUUUUUAAAGAGAACCUGUCACUCGGGAACCUUCUGGUGCAAUCUAGUUAAAUAUUAGUAUAAGGAAUAACUGAUCAGUAGGUGUCUGCUGGUUCCCCCUUUGAUCCCAAGAACUCUUUCCACCCACCCGGAUGGAGCAGCAAGUCAAGCUUGCGCCAUUAAUUCUGUGGGACUGCCGGAGACAACAGAGUACAGCGCUCUGCUCUUUUCGGUAGUCCCAUAGAUCAGGGAUGCUCAACCUGCGGCCCUCCAGCAAAACUACAACUCUCAGCAUGCCUGGACAGCCUACAGCUAUUAGGGCAUGCUGGGAGUUGUCGUUUAGCAACAGCUGGAGGGCCAUAGGUUGAGCAUCCCUGCCAUAGAUAAUGAAGGGAGCGAGAGGGUGCAUGCCGACCUGACGCUUCAAGAUGGGGGAUCUGGCCUCCAUUCCUAGAAUUGGUGGAGGUCACAGCAGUCUGACCCCCUAUCCUGUGUAUAGGGAAUACUUUUAAAACGUAGCAUAGCUCCUUUAAAGGGGUUUUCCAUUCUUCCAGGGAGCGCUGUUCCAACACACAGGAAGUAGCUCAAAAUAUUUGCUCAGUCAAUCACUGGCCUCAGUGGGGACCCACUUUCCAAAUUUUUUGUCUGUGUCUAGCCGGAGUGAAAUGGACGGCAGGAGGGGAUUGGUGAGGUAACGCUUUUUUUUUUCCUAUUUAAAAAAAAAAUGUCCCACCUGGAAACACUAUUUAAAGGGGAUGACCAGGAUUAGAAAAAAGUUGCCUCUGGUAUUGCAGUCCAGACACAGCCAGUGGUGGAGCAGUGCUGUGUUGGGGAGACGAGAAGAUACAUUGGUUUUAGUAGCAGCAGGAGUCAUGGGAUUAUUACUGCAUCAUGUAACUCAGUGACAGAUCCUCUUUAAUGUAGAGCAAAUCAUUGCUCCUAAAACCUCCGUAUACAAACAGUUUGUACUGUGAAUCUGUAUAGUUUACCUCGGCCAUUAUCUAGUUAUUACCGACAGCUCCACAGACCUGCUGCACUCAUAGGGAGCCUGUCAGUAUUAAUAUAGCCGGGACUUUGCCCAAGAACCUUCUGUGUGUGUGUGUGUGUAUGUAUAUAUAUAUAUAUAUUGCUCCAGUCUGCCAGGCAGCUGUAAUAAUGUGCUGCGAUAUGCUCCGCGUCUAGGAGCUAAUGAUGCUGUAAAAAGCUGAUCUGAACAAUGGAUGGAAUAAAAUGUGCUGCUGUUCUAGAGACUAUA
Messenger RNA from Bufo gargarizans (Asiatic toad), 3074 nucleotides. RefSeq names its product N-alpha-acetyltransferase 20, NatB catalytic subunit (gene NAA20). Bases 82 to 618 code for a protein of 178 amino acids. Gene Ontology annotation, cellular component: NatB complex. Gene Ontology annotation, molecular function: protein-N-terminal amino-acid acetyltransferase activity. Lineage: Eukaryota; Metazoa; Chordata; Amphibia; Anura; Bufonidae. The record is from RefSeq and is a predicted model, not a curated record. The transcript has 6 exons. Gene Ontology annotation, biological process: N-terminal peptidyl-methionine acetylation.